CUCUACAAACCCCUAUAUAUCACUCCCCCACUCCCUCUCUUUCUCUCCCUUUUCCCUCUCUUCCUCUCUCUCCGCCGAAUGAAGCAGAAAUCCACCAUCUCCUCCGCCCUCCACCGCCGCCUAUUUCCUAUCACCCUCCCACGAAAUAAUCAUGAAGCGUAGCGCCUCCGAGUUGGCCCUCGAAGAGUUCCUCAAAAAGGCCGCCGUCAUCUCUCCCGACGCCGACGACGACGUUUUCAAUCUCGAACGCGAGGAAGGAGUCAUCAGAAGCCCUAAAAGAGGCAAAAACUUCGUGGACUCCGCCGAUUCCGCCUGCUUCUUCGGCGAUAUUGAUUUCAGUUAUUUCCUCGCCAAAAAUAAUCGGGAGAUAAUGGACGCCAUUGUUAACCGUGGAGCUGGGCUGACGGAGGCUGCCAUAGAUUCCCAGUCUUCUAUUGUGAGCAGCCCGACAUCUGGUAGUAAUUUGAUGGGCAGAGAGCGCGGGAGAGGCAACAAUAGCGGGUCCUCGGAAGAUCAGUCAGACGAUGAAAUUGAAGCUGGCUCUUAUGAACAAAGCACUGACCCUCUUGCUUCCAAGAAAAUCAGAAGAAUGAUCUCGAACAGGGAAUCCGCUAGAAGAUCGAGACGAAGGAAACAAGCUCAUUUGAGUGAACUCGAGAGCCAGGUGAAACAGCUGAAAGGAGAAAAUGAAACGUUGUUCAACCAGCUUUUAGAUGCUAGUCAGCAAUACCGUGAUGCCAAUACUAAUAACCGGGUGCUUAAAUCAGACGUAGACGCGUUGAGAGCUAAGGUGAAGUUGGCUGAAGAUACACUUGCUAGAGGAUCAAUGACUAGCAGCUUGAAUCAGCUGCUGCAGAGUCAUUUGAGCACGCCGCAGCCUCUAACGGCGCUCCAUCGAAUGUCGAAUGUUGCAUCGCCGCCGCUCGAUCUAACCGGAGAUGAAGUUUCGUAUUCCGGCGUGAUGAUGUCGGGUCAGAACCCGAUCGUUGGGAUCCCGAACUGUGAUAUGCAUAUCAAAACUGGAAUGGCUAGUGAGGCUGUUAGCUGUGUUUCUGGGAUUUGGCCUAGAAAUUAAGCCUUUGUGUUUGGGUUGUAUGAUAGACUCUUAAACUUCCUCCACUACCCUCCCCCCUCUGUUCAUUGCUUUGGGUUAGUUUGAAUUGCCAUUUUACUCUGUUUUUGUUUAU
Messenger RNA from Cucurbita moschata (crookneck pumpkin), 1187 nucleotides. RefSeq names its product basic leucine zipper 9-like. Gene Ontology annotation, biological process: regulation of DNA-templated transcription. The transcript has 6 exons. The record is from RefSeq and is a predicted model, not a curated record. Bases 152 to 1075 code for a protein of 307 amino acids. Gene Ontology annotation, molecular function: DNA-binding transcription factor activity. Lineage: Eukaryota; Viridiplantae; Streptophyta; Magnoliopsida; Cucurbitales; Cucurbitaceae.